Armigeres subalbatus is the source of this 1481-nucleotide messenger RNA. RefSeq lists its product as uncharacterized. The transcript is spliced from 14 exons. Bases 142 to 1242 code for a protein of 366 amino acids. NCBI's taxonomy places the organism in Eukaryota, Metazoa, Arthropoda, Insecta, Diptera, Culicidae. The record is from RefSeq and is a predicted model, not a curated record.
GUUCGUAGUUAGUAUGCGUUCGAUAAAAAUACGAAUGCCGGGCCAGGAAAAAAAGCAGUUUUCAGCGUUUUUCCAGCCAUUCCUCAGAAAUUGCUAAUUUGGAUAAGUGAAAAAUUAAUAUGAAAAUGUAAUGAAUAUGCAAUGAUAGAGAUGUAUCGUCUUGAUUGGGAUGACAGUUCGAGUGACUCUGACUGUGAAGCCUGGCACAACAAAAAACGCCGAUCCAAGCGGUCCAGCUCUAAAAACUGUAAGCAGGUGGGCAGAUACUCAACGAAUGGCAGAGGCUUAAUGUUUCGGGACGCUAUGGAUGACACAGCAGCUCCACGUCUGUAUCGUCAUCUAGAGCAGACCUCCAUUGGGAUUGGUUACCAACAAGGCAUAACUGGCAUGAAGGCUCAAUUCAACUACCAUAGCUCAAAUCUGUCGGAAAUGAUGUCCGGUGAAAAAAUAUUAUUCUGGGAAUCCGAGCCACGGAACAAGAUGUAUCGUCGCGAUUGGGAUGACAGUUCGAGUGACUCUGACUGUGAAGCCUGGCACAACAAAAAACGCCGAUCCAAGCGGUCCAGCUCUAAAAACUGUAAGCAGGUGGGCAGAUACUCAACGGAUGGCAGAGGCUUAAUGUUUCGGGACGCUAUGGAUGACACAGCAGCUCCACGUCUGUAUCGUCAUCUAGAGCAGACCUCCAUUGGGAUUGGUUACCAACAAGGCAUAACUGGCAUGAAGGCUCAAUUCAACUACCAUAGCUCAAAUCUGUCGGAAAUGAUGUCCGGUGAAAAAAUAUUAUUCUGGGAAUCCGAGCCACGGAACAAGAUGUAUCGUCGCGAUUGGGAUGACAGUUCGAGUGACUCUGACUGUGAAGCCUGGCACAACAAAAAACGCCGAUCCAAGCGGUCCAGCUCUAAAAUCUGUAAGCAGGUGGGCAGAUACUCAACGAAUGGCAGAGGCUUAAUGUUUCGGGACGCUAUGGAUGACACAGCAGCUCCACGUCUGUAUCGUCAUCUAGAGCAGACCUAUCAAUAUCAGACUCCAGCUCCCCAAUAUGUGAUGCAACAACAAACCAGUACCCCUAAUGGAGGCUACCAGUUCCAGUCCUGCAGCUCUGGCCAGUAUCAAUAUCAGACUUCAGCUCCCCAAUAUGUGAUGCAACAACAAACCAGCACUCUUAAUGGAAACAAUUCGGUUUCAUCCUAUGGAAAUACGAGCAACUUCCCAAAUACAGUUGUUCACUAUAGAUAUACAUAAAAGAAAGACUACCGAUUCAAGUCCUGCAGCUGUGGUCAGGUGACUCAAGUCAAGAACAGAAGCGCAAAGCAGCUGGAUAUGAGACACUGUACUCACAAGCGUUAUUCGUGAUUACAUCCAUCCCAAAAACUCGCGCACAGUACGAGAAGCUGAACACACAAAAGAGGAUAACAACAACAAAGCCAUAGCCAUAUCUGUAUGAAAUAUGUAGUUUAUUUGACCCCUUUAAUUAAUAAAAU